UUUUUGCAGUCAAUUGGCCCCAUUCCAGAUCUUAAUAUUAGUACCAUUAGUCAACGUGAUCUUAUCUACAGCCUAACGCUGGAUAUUCCUCAACCGCAAAGUACGCAGUCUUGGCAAAUAAGUAUUUGUAUCAACUGCAACUCGGUUCUGUGUGCGAAACGAGUACAAACAGCUGGUGGUCCUGGAGCACAAUUUCUGCUCAACUCAACGUUGUUAACUAACUUCGAUGAAAUAGUACAACGUCGGAGCGAUAAAUCAUUUUCUGAUACUUUUCGUAUACUUAUAAUAGAUCAUCCACAAAAUGAAGAUACCCCUACAACACCCCCUAUUAAUUUUUCAAUCGGUUCCUUAAAAUCUAAUAUGAAUACAACGCCUGAUACCAAACAACAACGCUUACGUCAGCUACAACAAUAUUUACAACAACGCCAAAAACUGGAAAUAGCUGAAACUGACGAAAGAAUUCGCAGAUACACAGAGCAACAAUUUGCCUUACUCAAAAGUUUCCGCGAGAAAUCAGAACAAGAAUAUGAUUUAUUGGCGCGUCUUAUUCAGCGUGUAUCUGAGCAACAAGCAUAUGAGUGGUUAGAUCGCGCUCCACCUGCUUUAGAUAUUACCGUUGGUGGUGUAAAUUAUGCAUCAAUACGACGUAAUACUAUUGGUAGUAGACGUGAAUUAAAUGUCACAGCACCUACUACACCUACAACGCCGAAUCCACCGAUAUCAAAUAUAUCAGCAUUAUCUACAACUGCGCAAGCUUCUAAUACCAAAACAAGUGCCAUAGAGACGAAUAAUCAGCAGGGAAGUGCUACAGUUGUAAUGGCUGGUACAAUGACAACGGUGGGAGCGGUGGGAGCACCACAAUUUCCCACCGUACGAAAAAUGUCUAAUUUUGAUACACCACCCGCCACUCCAGAAGCCAUGCCAAUGAGUGUGGGUAAUAGUCCCACCUUUAGGCCACAACAACAGCAACCACUUUUAUUGCCAUUGGGUAGGCUAUCGAACAGUCAUUCUUUUCAGCAGCAGUUUCCCACACCAACUGCGGACGUAACUGAUGAUUGUUUCUUCGAGCUUGAAGGCUUCGAUAAUAAUAUAUCAGAAUCAACAAAUGGUUAUAAUCAUUUGUCUUACUUUUCCAAUAACCCGCCACAACAUCCUGCAUUACAACAUCAGUUACCAUUUCAGCGCAGUCUGAGCAUACAUCAUGACCAUCACAUGAGUGACUUGAAAGAAAGUGACAGUGCUGAAGAAGCUGAAGAUGCUUUGGAUUUGGAUAGUUCCAUGCCGAUACCAAUGAGUAAUGGAGAUCGCCAAGAUAAUUCAAAUUUGCUAAAUUUCGGUAAAAGCUUACCAAUCGAAAUUUCUAAUGCAGUUCGGAUUGAAAGGUCAUACAUACAGGAAUCUGACGAUGAUGAACUGGACAAUACUGUGGAUAUUGCAGCUAGCAUCAAGGCUUUAGCUAAAAGUGUACAUGGGGAGGCCGUGUUUGGAGAUUUACCACGUCCACGUUUGCGUUCGCAAAUUUAAAAUGUGUUUUGAACUAUAAUAGUUUGCUCAAAUAUUGCAAAAGAUAAAUAAAAAUGUUAGAAUUUU
Molecule: messenger RNA, 1590 nt
Organism: Teleopsis dalmanni
Lineage: Eukaryota; Metazoa; Arthropoda; Insecta; Diptera; Diopsidae
Exons: 3
Biological process (GO): neurotrophin TRK receptor signaling pathway; negative regulation of protein kinase activity; negative regulation of TOR signaling
Cellular component (GO): cytoplasm
Source: RefSeq, a predicted model, not a curated record